Messenger RNA from Annulohypoxylon truncatum, 1651 nucleotides. RefSeq lists its product as uncharacterized. The record is from RefSeq and is a predicted model, not a curated record. The transcript is spliced from 2 exons. Lineage: Eukaryota; Fungi; Ascomycota; Sordariomycetes; Xylariales; Hypoxylaceae. The coding region runs from base 402 to 1436 and encodes 344 amino acids.
AAGGGGGCCGCUCCCGUCCAGUCAAUCAAUCGACGGCAGGGGUGUUCGCGAUCUGCGCUAGGUUUCAUCAGCGGCGCCUACUUAUUGGAACCUGGGCUCGACGUCAUCCAGUGAGACAAGGGACGGGAGGGGCGCAAUGCAAUUUACAUUGGCGUACCAACGAUAAGUAACACACACACUCCGAGCUGACGUACAAUAGAAUGGCAUUCCUGGCGAUUGUUAGGGAGGAGCCUGGCAUCUUUCUUCCACGCCUUAUUUUUAGCAACUUUCCCUUUGUUCCGUUUGUCUGGGCAUUGACAAACUUGGCGUACUUCUGUUUACCUACCUACAUAAAUAAAUGAUUUCUAGCAUCGUUUGAUGUUAAUUCGAGCCUUGAUGAAAGAAGACAUAUUCCGUUCGCGAUGACAGCGAAUUGUACAAACGCACCAGAUGCCGUACCUAGCGACGCUGGCGUUGCCGGCGUUGGUGUCCUCCUAUCCUUCAUAAUCACAGCCGGGAUCUCGCUCGUCCUCAGCGCCUCGCUCAUCUUCCAAGAGGCGCGCAGCCGGAACUCGUCGUCCGAGUCCGUGCUCCGCCGCAAGCUGCUGAACUCGUACUCGGACCAGCAGAUCCUGACGGGCAUCGGCCUCCAGAGCAUCGGGCUGGGGAAAGUGUCCUCGAUGGUGCCCUACCACUUCUUCCUCGUCUGGAUGCUCUCGCUGCUGUCCAUGGCCGUGCACAACGCCACCCUGCUCGCGCUCGCCCGCGACUUCCGCCGCGACUGGGUCCUGCGCUGGAUGCGCCAGCUCCUCAUGCUCGCCAACCUCGUGCUGUCCUGCGUCUACGGCGUGUACGUCCUGCGCGCCGUCGAGCGCGGCAUCAACGACUCUACUUUCCCCGUAUCCUGCGUCUGGGACGCCGCGACCCCCGACUACCCGCCCUCGGGCAACUACGCGCUCUCGUUCGCGGGAACCAUCGUCGUGAUCGCCGGCAACGUGCUCAUCUUCGCGCUUUCGACUUGGUACCUGCACGCUCGCACUCAGCGCUUCUACGUCGUCCUCCAGGUCGUCGGUCUCCUCCUCAUGACGGCCUUCGCUAUCGGCGCGACGGUCCGCGUGGCGUACCUCGCGGACGCGUUUGCGAGCGGGACGCCCAUUAAACUGAGCGACGACGGGGAGAGGCAGUGGAGUUUCGGACAGCUGUUGUCUGUUGGCAUGUUGGUCCUGCCAUUGGUGUCUGUUGUCGAGAUACUGCGGGGUGAGAUCAAGUGCGCGCCGCCUGUGGCAAUGGUCUACGACGAUGAUAAGGGUGUGCUAUUGGGUGAAGGUGGAAGUGGAAGUGGAAGUGAAGGCGAGCAGCAGGAACUGAGGGCUAGGUCGAAUCCCGGAGUUAGGAGGGCGGCGGACUUUCAGCCGAAUCCGCUUUGGGGGUCGCAGACGAAUUUGUUUAAGAAGUGAUUGGGAGAAUCGGUUGUUGGCUGGGAUGGGAAAAGGAGUAACAUGAUUUAUUAAUGCUUGAAUGCGCGAAUUUAGAUACCCCUUUUUGCGACUGAACAUGAAAUGGUUUCUCUUGAUACACACCAAAAAUGCGAUUAUCAACGACCGGCCUAAAAUCUAGGGUUCUGGCGGCGUCUUAUAAAUCUUGGCCGAAUUCUUAUUAUAUUAAAUCUAAA